Molecule: messenger RNA, 645 nt
Organism: Parnassius apollo (apollo)
Lineage: Eukaryota; Metazoa; Arthropoda; Insecta; Lepidoptera; Papilionidae
Source: the annotation of a GenBank genome assembly
AUGGAAUAUGCAAAAACGCGCAAAGGGCCGCUGCCUGGAGGUCGCCAGGGCGCGUCUGGAGCUGGCGCUGGACGCGACAGCAUGCGAACCGCCAGCCGAGCGAGAGGUGCUGCACGACCACCCAUCAGCCCCUCGCAUCCAUCAUCCCCACCAGCUGGCUUGGUGUCGGCAGGGUCUUCGCGGGCCCAGCAAUCGGCACCCGCCACUGGUGGAGUACGCCGCAUGCGAUGGACAACCGAAAUGAAUACUAACGCAUUGCGGGCGUAUUUUAGGGCGAAAGGGGGAGAGAUUGGAGGUUUGGCGUAUCGGGCUAGGAUGCAUCGUCUUUUUGCUGAGCUGGAGCCAUCUUUAACCGUCUCAGAGCAAAACCUGGUAGACCGGGUUCGGUAUAUCUUGCGCUCAAAUAUAUUUGAUGUCGCCAAACUCGAACGACUACGACGUGAGGCUGUUCCCUCAUCGGAUGAAAAUGCUACGGCUGAGGAUGCAGCGCCACAAAUUGCAGAGCAACCCGCAAACGUGAAUGCCGCCGUGAAUACCCCAGUUGUGGUUGAUUCAAACGAUGAUGGAACAGUCGUCCAGGAACUGGAAUUAGAGCAUAUGAGGAGUACAUUGGAAGAGGCGAUUGUGGAAACGUGCAGUACGUAG